Messenger RNA from Triticum dicoccoides, 1199 nucleotides. Its product is annotated as G-type lectin S-receptor-like serine/threonine-protein kinase At2g19130. The transcript has a single exon. The record is from RefSeq and is a predicted model, not a curated record. Bases 23 to 1177 code for a protein of 384 amino acids. Lineage: Eukaryota; Viridiplantae; Streptophyta; Magnoliopsida; Poales; Poaceae. Gene Ontology annotation, biological process: recognition of pollen.
UUCCAGUCGUCUCAACUUCAAUAUGCUUCUUCACCUAUUGCUUCUUGGCCUUAUUUUCACCCUACAGAUUCCUGCAUCCUCUGCUGCCAUUGACUCCAUUGCACCAGGCCAAGGACUUGUUUGCGGUGUUAGUGACAAGCUUGUCUCCCUAGAUGGCAAGUUUGCGCUUGGCUUCUUCCAACCAGGCAGUAUGUCCCACAACACCUUGAAUUGGUACCUAGGCAUUUGGUUUAAUAAAGUCCCCAAGAUAACUCCUGUGUGGGUCGCAAACCGUGAUGACCCAAUCACACAGCCCGCUUUAGUUAGCUUCACAAUUUCCCAAGAUGGCAAUCUUGUCAUCUUAGAUCAAGCCACCAAUACCAUGAUCUGGUCUAGCAGAGUUAGUAUCAGAACCAACACCACCAUUGGCAUGCUCAUGAACAAUGGAAACCUUGUCCUACAAAAUGCCUCAAACUCAUCCGACAUUUUGUGGCAGAGUUUUGACCACCCAACAAAUACUUUCCUCCCUGGUGCAAAGAUCGGCCGAGACAAGGUCACUGGUUUGACUCGCCGUCUUGUUUCCAGAAAGAACUUGAUUGACCCAGCUCGUGGUCGUUACGUUUAUGAGUUAGUUCCUAACGAGUUGAUCCUUAAGCUUUUGAACUCAUCCGUAGCAUACUGGUCUAGCGGGGAAUGGAAUGGACAGUAUUUUAGCUCCAUUCCGGAGAUGUUAAGCCGCAGCUUGAUAGACUUCAAGUUUGUCAACAACACAAAUGAAGAGUACUUCACAUUCACCUUACUGAACGACACGAUGAUCAUGCAUCAUCUACUUGAUGUUUCUGGUCAAAUGAAGACUUUAAUCUGGGAUGAGAUUUCACAGGAUUGGUUAGGUUCCUACUCCAACCCCAAAGCUCAGUGUGAUGUCUAUGCUCUCUGUGGACCAUUCACUGUGUGCGAUGAUAACUCAGCUCCAUAUUGUAGCUGUAUGAAGGGCUUCUCCAUAAGAUCCCCAGAGGACUGGGAGCAAAAUGAUAGAAGCCGUGGAUGCAUGAGAAAUACUCCUUUAAAUUGUGGCAGUAACAGGAGUACUGCAGGAGUGACCGAUGAAUUCUAUUCCUUGUCCAAUGUGAAAUUGCCUCAGAAUGCUGACAACAUUGUCGCUGCUAUCAGUGCUAGAGAAUGUGCAGAAGUUUCCUGAGAAAUUGCUCUUGCACUGCAUA